GGAUUUAGGACUCUGUUCGGGUCACGAGUUGUGUGAAUAGAGCCAGCCCGCUGGGUGGCUGGGCAGUGCGAGGGGGACAGCAGUGUUCUCACUGCGGGGGCACGUAGGUGUAUCGAGAAGGUGAACUCAUUCUGGAGACCGGAGGUGACUUUCUUGUAUUCUAGGCUCAGUUUCCAACCAGGACAUAUGAAGAUCGUGUAACAGCCACAAGGAAAGAGGAAAGAAGAGUUUUGCUUGAUUUCAAGUGCCGGUUUACAGGGAAUGCUGAGCAAAGUGGUGUGACCAAACCCUGGACACCAUGCUGUCACGCUGCGCGCUCGGGGCGAGCCAUGUGCUUGUGCUGGUGCUGUGUCUGUCUGCGGCUGAGGACUUCGACUGGACAAAGAACGACCGCGGCUCUUUCUAUUAUGGAAUUUUUCCAACUGGUUUUUCGUGGGGUUCCGGCAGUUCAGCCUAUCAGACAGAAGGAGCCUGGGACAAGGAUGGCAAAGGAAUGAGCAUCUGGGACGUCUUCUCCCACAAGAAGGGCAAAGUGCUACACAACGAGACGGGAGACUCCUCCUGCGACGGCUACCACAAGGUCAAGGAGGACAUUGGGCUCAUGAAGGAGCUGAAAUUAAACCACUACCGCUUUUCCAUCUCUUGGCCUAGAAUCAUGCCAACAGGAAUCAAAUCCGACCACGUGAACGAGAAAGGGAUAAAGUACUACGACGACCUGAUUAAUCUUCUUCUGGAGAACCAGAUCACCCCCAUCGUCACCCUGUACCACUGGGACCUCCCUCAGGUCUUACAAGAGAAAUACGGUGGGUGGCAGAAUGUAAGCAUGGUCAACUACUUUAAUGACUACGCCAACCUGUGUUUUGAGAGGUUUGGAAACCGAGUGAAAUACUGGAUCACAUUCAACAAUCCAUGGUCUAUAGCCGUGGAGGGCUACGAAACAGGGGAACACGCACCUGGGCUGAGGUUAAGGGGCACUGGCCCUUACAGAGCAGCUCAUCACAUUAUAAAGGCACACGCAAAGGUUUGGCACACGUAUGAUAUGCAGUGGCGGAGGAAACAGAAAGGCCUUGUGGGAAUCUCUCUGGCCGCGGACUGGGGAGAACCAAUCGACAUCACCAGCCGGAAAGACAUCGAGGCGGCCGAGAGAUACGUCCAGUUCUAUCUCGGAUGGUUUGCCACUCCUAUUUUUAACGGCGACUACCCUCAAGUGAUGAAAGACUAUGUUGGGAGGAAAAGUGCACAGCAGGGCCUGGGGAGCUCCAGGCUGCCGGUCUUCUCAUCCCAGGAGAAGAGUUACAUCAAGGGCACCUGUGACUUCCUGGGCGUCGGGCACUUCACCACCCGCUACAUCUCCCAGAAGAACUACAUGUCCAGCGAAGGACCCAGCUACUUCACUGACCGAGACCUGGCCGAGCUGGUGGACCCCCGCUGGCCUGAUCCUGGGUCCGAGUGGCUCUACUCUGUGCCCUGGGGCUUCCGGCGCCUGCUCAACUUCAUCAAGACUCAGUAUGGGAAUCCUAUGGUCUACGUGACAGAGAAUGGAGUGUCAGAAAAGAUGAUGUGUACAGACCUCUGCGAUUACUGGAGAAUACAGUACUAUAAGGAUUACAUUAAUGAGAUGCUGAAAGCCAUCAAGGACGGCGUGAACGUGAAGGGGUACACGGCCUGGUCGCUGCUGGACAAGUUCGAGUGGGACGAGGGCUAUUCCGAGAGGUUCGGCCUGUACUACGUGGACUUCAGAAACAAGAACAAGCCACGCUACCCCAAGGCCUCCGUCCAGUACUACAAAAGGAUCAUCAGCUCCAAUGGAUUCCCCAACCAGAGGGAGGUGGAGAACUGGAAGCGGAAGGCCACAGAGACGUGCUCAACCAGCAACCAGCUUCUAGCCGCAGAGGAACAGCGGACUACUGCUGCCAAUAUUCUAAGACUAAUUCAUGAUCCCCUGAUCAGCCACAUGGAAAUGGUGACAGAGAUCGUCGUCCCCACUGUGUGUACCCUCUGUAUCCUGCUCAGUGCCGUGUUCCUCAUGUUUCUUCUCCGCAGACGCAACUAGAUGACCGCUACACCAGGGUCACUGUCAGGUGGCCAACUGCAUACAAAACCCAGCGGGAAAGUCUCCAAUUCACAGUAAAAAAACAGACACACUAAAACUCUUCUGACAUUUGUGUAAUAAUGUAAGAAAAAAAAAUAACCAGCAAUAUAGUCUGGAUAUAUAUAUAUAUGCAAGUGGUGGUGCUUCUCGAUAUUGCUUUUCUUUAGGGUACUUUUCAUGAGUAGCAUUCCUGAAAGUCCCAGCGUGAUGCGUUUUUUCCUAUUUUUUUUUAACUAAACAAUGCAGAGGCAAAUUUGCCAAAAUAUUCUGAUUCCAACAAGAGUGACUACAGGUUUGGUGUCUGAUGUGAGGUAAAUCAAAUUGGUUUCUUUAGAAAACAGAUCUUGCUUUAGCUGAGACAACUGAACACAGAACAGCUUUGGAGAAAUCCUAUGAAUGACAGUUUUUUUUUUAAAUGACAAUAACCAUUGCAUGUCAAGCUAUUCUAAAGCUAAAAUAAUUCUGUAUACUGUACAUGUAUAUCUCAGAGGAACAAGAAAUGGUGAAAACAACUGUUUUAAAUUAGAAAACUACGUUCCCUGUAUGUUAUGCUGCAUUACAGUGUUAUUUAAUAAAAAACAACACUUAUUCAUUAUUGGAAUUA
Messenger RNA from Lepisosteus oculatus (spotted gar), 2696 nucleotides. It is a transcript of the gene lctlb, whose product is annotated as lactase-like b. The record is from RefSeq and is a predicted model, not a curated record. NCBI's taxonomy places the organism in Eukaryota, Metazoa, Chordata, Actinopteri, Semionotiformes, Lepisosteidae. Gene Ontology annotation, biological process: carbohydrate metabolic process. Gene Ontology annotation, molecular function: beta-glucosidase activity.